AUGGCCGCCCCUAACCAGGUGAAUUGCGCCGACUUCGCGAAGCUCGCUGCGGACGAGACGAGCCCGCUGAUGCUGGUCGGCAACAAUCUGCUGCUGAUCCCGCUGCUCAUCAUCUUGCUGAUGCUCUACAUGGGGCCGCUGAAGAGGCUGACCGCCCUGGUGGACCAGCUCGAGAAGAACUUCUGCGUGCUGUGGGAUGCGACACUGCAGACAAAGCCGCCACCGCCGAUCGUCCGCGCCAUCAACGAGGCUGCCCUCGAGAGCAGCGCCGCCCAGGUGGCCACGAGCGGCUCGGUGAUGAAGAAGGUGCAG
Molecule: messenger RNA, 312 nt
Organism: Mesorhabditis spiculigera
Lineage: Eukaryota; Metazoa; Nematoda; Chromadorea; Rhabditida; Rhabditidae
Source: the annotation of a GenBank genome assembly